This is a messenger RNA of Aethina tumida (small hive beetle), 2671 nucleotides long. RefSeq lists its product as uncharacterized. The coding region runs from base 278 to 2566 and encodes 762 amino acids. Lineage: Eukaryota; Metazoa; Arthropoda; Insecta; Coleoptera; Nitidulidae. The record is from RefSeq and is a predicted model, not a curated record. The transcript is spliced from 7 exons.
AAUGGGUAAAAUGGUUCAUGAAUUUUUACUGCCAUCUAUCGGGACUCGCCAUUACAAUCAUUUAAAUUUCCACCAAUCAGAAACAGCUCUCCCUUCUGCCAGUCUAUCUAUCCAGAAAGAAGCGUUAUUCCCAAAUUGAGUUAUCGUCGGUUUUGAUAAUCUUUGUUUAGCGUUGCUUAUUUCCAUCAGGUGCGCGUUUUUUUUAAGGAUUUACCCCUCUCAAUUGUGUUAUUUGUGUUGUUUGUGUUAGCGUCCUUUUUAUUUAUAUUUUAUAACUAUGGGAAGAGUAAAACCAUGCUGUGUACCUGGGUGUAACGAUAGAAAGACAAAAAGAUACAGCAUUACUACUAAUAAAAAAACUCGCCCUAUUUGGCUUCAAAGAAUUAAUAAUGAGAAACUUUCCCAAUUGGAUGAUAAACAAAUAGGAAAUUACCUUAUUUGUGGUUUACAUUUUGAGGAUAGCUGCAAAGAAGCUAAUGAAAAACUACGAAUUGGAGCCUUACCAUCACUUCAUUUACCUGGAUACGUAAAAACGCAAAAUGAUAAUUUUUUGCCUCCAUCCCCUCCUGAAACCCUUACAUCAACUCCUAAAAAAAUAAAAGAAAAUGUGGGUAGUACUUCUAAUCUAGAAUUUAGUCCUGUAAAAUCAGUACUAAAACCUACAAAAAGUUAUAGCAGAAAACGGGUAUUCGGAGUUAUGGAAGCUGAUACAGAGUUAAACGUUAUCCAAGAACCUGAAAAUCCUUCAACUUCAAAUACUUCAAUGGCAUCCUCCAUGCUGAAUUAUGAUACAACAAUGGCAGCAGAAUAUCAGCAAAUUCUUCCCAAAAGAAGUCCAAGGGGAGCAACCAAAUUAAAUAAGAAAUACAUUGAGUUGAAGUGCACAGUACAAAAAAUUACAAGAGCAGCUAAGAGGGCACACAAAAAACAUUUAGAAACAAAACAAAAAUUAAAACUUAUAAUGGCAAAUAAAAACCUCACAAAUGUUUUGAAGGAUGUUAAUGACACCACUUUGGCCGUUGAUCCGCAUUGUGCGGUAAAAAGUUGCCUCAUUAACCAGGAACCCUAUCACAAGUUUCCUGAUCCGAAAAAGGAACCUGUCCUCUUUAAAUUGUGGGUGUCGUGUUGCGGUAACGAUGAACUGAACACACUACUAUCAGAACGGAUUUACCAGUCGAAACGAGUCUGCGCCGCCCAUUUUGGACGUGGAGACAACGUGCCCACUUUGGAAUUACCAGUGAAAGACAAUUCAGUUGCUGUUACCGCCUUAGAUGUGACCAGAGGUGCUGAUGACAAUGUCAUAGUAUAUGUUGAAGACACUCAAUCAAAUUCUUUCGAUGAUGCCCUGUCUGAUUCGGACGAUGUAAUUCCAGAAAAACGAAUUAAACUAGAACCAAUGGACGACGAUUAUGAACAGACUGAAGAUGAACUCUUUUUUAUUGAACUGUAUGAAGCUUUCCUGUCGGCGGAAAUUCCUCUGGACAAACUGAACAACCCCGUACUCACGAACUUUUUGCAGAAAUACUGCAAUCGCAACCCCAUUGGGGAUUCGUUCCUUUAUAGGACGUACGUCGACAAACUGAAAAACAGAUGUUUGAAAACCAUCAAACAGGAUCUGCAAACGCAAAACUACAUUUGGGUGAGCGUUGAGGGUGCAGUCUCAGAAACGGGCGACAACGUAAUUAACGUGGUUGCUGGUGGCCUAAACGCCGAUGAAAUGCCCGGAAAAUCGCACUUUAUUAACUCGGAGGUUGUCCAGAAGUUGGAUGCGCACACUGUGGCAGAAAUUGUAGACUCUUCACUAGAUCUAAUAUAUGAUGACAGACUUGUCAAAAGAAAAGCUUUGCAUUAUUUAAUAGACAACACAGGUCUGUCAAAACCAGUUGGAGAAAUCUUGGGCAAUUCGUAUCCACUACUUAUUAAUGUGGAAUGUAUGGCACACACGUUACAACGAGUCUGCAGGCUCUGUCUAGAUACAUACCCAGAAGUUAUGUAUCUGGUGUACGAAAUGAACCGGUUUCUUUCGGACGCUUACAACAUGGCCAAGUUCAAAAGUUUUCACACCAGCUUCGUAGAUCAUCCGAACAUCCGUUUCGACAGACCUAGCACGUGGAUUGAAGCUGCGUGUUUUUAUUCGAUGUACUAUGAACAUGUCGACAAAUUUAUAAAAGUACUGUCUGAUAACUGUGGGAAUAUUAAAGAAAUUUGGGCGAAGAACGGACUGAAAAGUAUGUUGGCAAUUAUUCACACGUCUUGUGCCAAUUUGAUACCCGCCAUUGAGCAAUUGGAGUCCCAGGAUCUGUUUAAAGAUGCGGUGAAACAUUUUAACGAGACUUUAGAAAAGGUUUUAAAAUCGUUUUCCUUUAAAUCGAAAUUAUUGGGAUAUAUUAAGCAAACAAAAGAAGAAAUAGGACAUAAGGUGAUUGAUGAAAUGGUGAAAAAGGAAGUAGAUUUUACACUGAGGUAUUUCCAGUAUGCUCCAGUGGCCGUUCAAAAAGUACAAACUGGUUCAUGCGGAUCAGAUUUAUUCCUUUCCAACUAUUAUAAUCCAAAGAACUGUUAUUAAAUAAUUGUUUUUGUACCAUGUAUGUAUUUUAUUUUAUAUUAACAAUUACAAGGCUGUAUAUUUUAUACAUAUAAAUAUUAAAAAUAAAUAAUUACAAACAAUGAA